UCUCAUCUGUUACUCCAAACCGCCGGAAAAACAAACCCCAAAUUCUCAAACAAACAAAUAUGGUCGGAUUCGAAAUCGGCGAUGUCCCAUUCAACCCAGACGGCUGGGGUCCACCAGAACCCACUGAUUCAUCAGCCCCAAUCCUCCCUAACCACCCAAUCAACGUCCCAUUCGCCCCCUUUUCACGGUCCGAUAAACUCGGCCGUAUCGCCGACUGGACAAGAUCCAACUACAACAACAACCUUAACCGUAACAACAACCGAAACAACAACAUGAAUCCCAACGACUCCGCUUUCGAUUUCACAACAGACGAUUCCUUCGGCUUAAACGCCGAAAACGACGCCACUUUUCACGUCGUCGACGGAAAACCAGCGCCACGUCAGCGAAACAAUUUCGGACCAAAAUGGCGGUUUCAGAAUAACAAAAACCAACUCCCACAACGCCGUGAUGAAGAAGUUGAAGCUAAGAAACGUGAAGCUGAAAAACAAAGAGCUCGGCGUGAUAGAUUGUAUCACGCCAAUCGUACGGGUAAUAAUCCUCGCCGUGAAGCGGCUGUUUUUAAAUCUUCUGUUGAUAUUCAACCUGAAUGGAAUAUGUUAGAUCAAAUACCUUUUUCGACAUUUAGUAAACUUUCGUAUACGGUCCCUGAGCCCGAAGAUUUAGUUAUUUGUGGUGCGGUUGAGAGUUACGAUAAGAGUUACGAUAGGACUACCCCUAAAAACGAGAGACGGUUAGAGAGGUUUAAGAAUAGGAAUUUCUUUAAGGUUACUACCACUGAUGACCCCGUUAUUCGUAGGCUUGCUAACGAGGAUAAGGCGACUGUUUUCGCGACUGAUGCCAUACUGUCGACUUUGAUGUGUGCACCUAGGUCGGUUUAUUCGUGGGAUAUCGUCGUUCAACGUGUUGGGAAUAAGUUGUUUUUCGAUAAACGAGAUGGGUCUCAGUUGGAUUUGUUGAGUGUGAAUGAAACCUCUCAAGAACCGUUGCCUGAAGCUAAGGAUGAUAUAAACUCGGCUCAUUCGUUGUCUGUAGAGGCUGCAUAUAUUAAUCAGAAUUUUUCACAGCAGGUUUUGGUUAGGGAUGGGAAUAAGGUUACGUUUGAAGAGCCGAAUCCGUUUGCUAGUGAAGGGGAAGAGGUGGCGUCGGUUGGGUAUAGGUAUAGGCGAUGGAAGCUUGAUAACGAGACGAAUUUGGUUGUUAGGUGUGAGGUUCAGAGUUAUAUUGAUGUUAAUGAUAAGAAGUCGUUUUUGACUUUGAAUGCUUUGAAUGAGUUUGAUCCAAAGUUUUCGGGUGUGGAUUGGAGGAGGAAGUUGGAUACUCAAAGGGGUGCGGUUUUAGCUACCGAGUUGAAGAACAAUGCUAAUAAGAUUGCAAAGUGGACUGCACAAGCGAUUUUGGCUAGUGCCGAUAUGAUGAAGUUGGGGUAUGUUACUAGGGUUCAUCCUCGUGAUCAUUUUAAUCAUGUUAUACUGGCGGUUGUUGGGUAUAAGCCACGAGAGUUUGCUGGGCAGAUUAAUCUGAAUACUUCUAACAUGUGGGGAAUUGUCAAGUCGAUUGUGGAUUUGUGUAUGAAGUUGGGUGAAGGGAAGUAUGUGCUGGUUAAGGAUCCGCAAAAGCCUCAAGUUAGGAUUUACGAGGUACCUGCUGAUGCUUUUGAAAACGAUUAUGUGGAAGAACCACUGCCCGAGGAUGAACAGGUUCAGCCUCCUUUGGAAAAUGAUGAUGCUAUCGAUCAAAUUGCUGCUAAAGAGGAAACCACAGAGGCCAAGGAAGUUAUAGCCGAAGCCUAGAUCAGAAGGUACCCUAUAAUUGCUGUCAGCAUCUUUGAGUUGAGAAAUGCAUUGCGGGUGAAAUAACCUGAGCUUAUGUUUUUUUUUGUUAUUUGUGUUUCUUCACAACAGAGGCAGAUGCUUUCUGUGUUAAGCUUUUGUUCCAAUGACCUUUUUUUAGACAUCUGUUUUGAUGACCGAGAGUUUGUGGUAUUUUGCAUCUAAUAUGUAAUGGGAUUUUAGCAUCUUCACUAUAUGCUUUUAUCUG
Messenger RNA from Erigeron canadensis, 2037 nucleotides. Its product is annotated as eukaryotic translation initiation factor 3 subunit D-like. The record is from RefSeq and is a predicted model, not a curated record. Gene Ontology annotation, molecular function: translation initiation factor activity. Gene Ontology annotation, biological process: translational initiation. Lineage: Eukaryota; Viridiplantae; Streptophyta; Magnoliopsida; Asterales; Asteraceae. The coding region runs from base 60 to 1790 and encodes 576 amino acids. The transcript has 2 exons. Gene Ontology annotation, cellular component: eukaryotic translation initiation factor 3 complex; cytoplasm.